GAAAACGACUGGUGAAAACUGGGUAGCUGCUGUGAAGGGAGUUAGCAAGCUAGCAGGCUGUGUAAGGGGGAUUCAGGCUGGGAGAGACGGAAGAACAGACGGACAACAAAGAACGGGGUUUCGCUGCUUUUAUUAAACUCGCCGAGCAUAUAUAAUUUUAAACGACCCCCGUUGAAGCUAGCUUCGUCGCUAGCUUUGUUAUUUAUCCGUUUAUCAUGGAGCUGCGAGUAGGAAACCGAUACAGACUGGGACGGAAAAUUGGCUCUGGAUCCUUUGGUGACAUUUAUUUGGGCACAGACAUCUCCGUGGGGGAAGAAGUAGCCAUCAAGCUAGAAUGUGUGAAAACGAAGCACCCACAGCUGCACAUCGAGAGCAAGAUCUACAAGAUGAUGCAAGGAGGCGUCGGUAUCCCAACAAUCAAAUGGUGUGGAGCAGAGGGAGAUUACAAUGUGAUGGUAAUGGAGCUGCUGGGACCCAGUUUGGAGGAUCUCUUCAACUUCUGUUCUCGCAAGUUCAGCCUAAAGACUGUUCUUCUGCUGGCUGACCAGAUGAUCAGCCGUAUCGAGUACAUACACUCCAAGAACUUCAUCCACAGAGACGUCAAGCCCGACAACUUCCUUAUGGGCCUGGGGAAGAAGGGCAACCUUGUUUACAUCAUUGACUUUGGCCUGGCCAAGAAGUACAGAGAUGCUCGCACCCACCAGCACAUCCCUUAUCGCGAGAACAAAAACUUGACUGGCACUGCUCGCUACGCUUCCAUCAACACCCACUUGGGCAUAGAGCAAUCCAGACGAGAUGACUUGGAGUCUCUUGGCUAUGUGCUCAUGUACUUCAACCUGGGCUCCUUGCCAUGGCAGGGUCUGAAGGCUGCCACAAAGAGACAGAAGUAUGAGCGAAUCAGCGAGAAAAAGAUGUCCACUCCUAUUGAAGUCCUGUGCAAAGGAUACCCAUCGGAGUUUGCCACAUACCUCAACUUUUGCCGCUCCCUUCGCUUUGACGACAAGCCCGACUACUCUUACCUGAGACAGCUCUUCAGGAACCUUUUCCACAGACAAGGCUUUUCAUACGACUACGUGUUUGACUGGAAUAUGCUCAAAUUUGGUGCAAACAGAGCGGCAGAGGAUCCUGAGAGAGAGCGGAGGGAUCGAGAGGAAAGACUGCGACAUGGGCGGAAUCCUGCGGCCCGUGGCAUGAUGCCUUCCAGCUCAGGUAGACCCAGAGGAACCCAAGAGGUAGCACCUCCCACACCCCUCACGCCAACCUCACACACAGGAAUGGAGCGAGACAGGAAGGUCAGUAUGAGAUUGCACCGUGGAGCCCCUGUCAACAUUUCCUCCUCUGAUCUAACUGGUCGACAGGACACCUCACGCAUGUCCACAUCACAGGCUCUCUCUCGUGUCACCCCAAGUGGCCUGCAGUCUGCCGUACCUCGAUGAGACCCUCCACACGCCUCAAGAGCAGACCAACCACGACCCUGAUCUGCACUAGGACAUCUCCAGCAGCCUCUAACCAUGUGAAAUCAACCUCAGCAAAUCAAAUUGAAACGAGACUUCAUUUCCUCUUUCCUCUCAAUGCAAUUAAACACACUUGAGAGUCACGCAAACUCCAGAGAUGGACAGAUCUUGGUUUUCUUUUCUUUUUUUCCCACACACACCACACACACAUUUCCUUACCUACACUACUCCAGACACAUGGGCACAACAUUUGUGCUUGUUAACUUCACUUUUUGUCAGACAAUCGCUGGCAAGAUGGGAGGGACGGGACAGGGCGGGGUGGGGUGUGAUUCUCCGCAAAUACUGCCUUCGGCCCUCUGACACAAAUCAGGAGGAGAGGGCCGUCCUGCCGUCCAAGGGCCUCUUCACAAACCAAGCCAUGUACAGUGGCUCUCAUAGCGUGAUGCACCCUCUCCUGUUGCAAAAAAUUACUUUUACACAGCUUUGAAAUGCAGCUGUACUGAUAGCCAUUGACAUUUUGCAUACCGUAAUCUUUUAUUUUUGUCUUUUUGUUUAUGUAUAACCGAGAUUAAAUUGAUUUCACACUGGCUACAGUCUUUUGCAGGUGAAUCUUUUACUCUUUUUGUUAGUUUAAUGAAAUGUGCAGAAUUAAAUAGAAAGUUUGAAAGCCUGUUCGUUCAUGUGGCAGGAUGAAGGCAGUGUCCUUUUUAUGUCAUUUUAUUGUAGUUUAUCAUGUGGAAGGCCAGGCGGAGAAGCAUACAGCAAAGGUUCAAGUAGUCAUACCCACAGUAUCACCAAUUGAUUUUUAGUUUUUGUUGCACCAACCAACCUGGCCCUCUUUAUCAACUCAUGUUUUUUGCUCAUUGAUUUUAUUGCAUUCCCUUAUGCUUUUCUUUGGUUUCUCAAAAGCUGUGAAAUGCCUGUAUUGUAGAGUUAUUAAUGUUGAUGUUUGUUUCUUUUAACCCCCCUGAACUAAGCUUUUACAGUAUCGCAGGCACACGUGGUUGGGUCAAGACUCUUGACAGACAUUUAAAGCAGGAAGUCGAAUGUGAAAAGUGCUUCUUUUUUCUGACCCGAGGGUAUAGAUAUGAACAACUUGGGGCAUAUGUUGAGAAAAGCGGGCAUGUUUUCUUUUAACAUUUGUGUUUUUGGAUUUGGAAAAGGAUGUCCUGAGCCCAGCAUGUCUCAUUGAGAAUACACCAGCCAUCAUUUAAGCCAUGGAAGAUUUGUUUUUGAUUUUCUUUUGACUGACACUUUUAACAAUUGAGAUGCAAGGUUUUGUUUUUCUUUAGCUUUAUUUACUGAGUAUUACCAGUGCUUUUAGUACUACCUUUCCCUUGUUUCAGAAGUGUGGUUCCUUGACUUACUGGUGCUAUAAGUCACAGGACGUGGAGGGCGAGCUGCCUGUCCGUAUCACCCAGCAUAGUAGAGCGUGGGCUUUUUCUGUAGUCGUGGGAUGGGGUGGGGGGUGGGUUGGCUAGUGGUGGAACUCUUCAAUUCUGUUGUCAUGUAUAUAGGAUGUUUCUAGUGAUGGCAAUGUACCAUUUUUCAUAGCCACUGUCUGUCUGUGUGUGUGUGUGUGUAUUGUGAGUAUGGGGAAAAGGCUAGUGCUUAGAGAGGUGCAAGGGAUUUGUUCCAUUCUAGAUUUGAUAAGUUAGUAAUUCUUUCUCUCCACUGGUGGUCUCACAGAAACAGCCGCUCCAGUACUGGUGGUGUUUAAAUGUAGGCACAAGUACACUUUGUCGGGGAUCGAGCUAUUAUGGAUUUCUCAAUUUCAUUUUCUGGUUCAUUCUACACGCGACUGUUUGGCCAGUCCUUCUGCAUCACACUGUGCUGUAUCAGGUGGAAAUAUGGAAAUCUUCCUUCCCUGGAAGAUUUCUUUCCUCAUUUGUAUUGCCACUGUAUUUGUGUAUUUUAAAAUGUGUAAAUAAAUUAAUAAGUACUUGU
Molecule: messenger RNA, 3401 nt
Organism: Carassius auratus (goldfish)
Lineage: Eukaryota; Metazoa; Chordata; Actinopteri; Cypriniformes; Cyprinidae
Product: casein kinase I-like
Exons: 9
Coding region: 216-1436 (406 amino acids)
Biological process (GO): protein phosphorylation
Molecular function (GO): ATP binding; protein kinase activity
Source: RefSeq, a predicted model, not a curated record